Messenger RNA from Dendroctonus ponderosae (mountain pine beetle), 1080 nucleotides. It is a transcript of the gene Dph5, whose product is annotated as diphthine methyl ester synthase. The transcript is spliced from 4 exons. The record is from RefSeq and is a predicted model, not a curated record. Gene Ontology annotation, biological process: protein histidyl modification to diphthamide. Lineage: Eukaryota; Metazoa; Arthropoda; Insecta; Coleoptera; Curculionidae. Gene Ontology annotation, molecular function: diphthine synthase activity. Bases 113 to 991 code for a protein of 292 amino acids.
GAGACAAGUCUGUUUGUCUACUUGUCUCUGGUUAAAUCACCCUCGGCAACCGUGCAACCACUAGAAACAGAUUGAGGUUAGGUUAGCAACGUUAUUUAAAUAACUUUGAACAAUGUUCUACAUAAUCGGGCUCGGGCUCGGAGAUUGCAAAGAUAUAACCGUUAAAGGUCUGGAGAUUAUUAAAAGCUGUGAGAGAGUUUACCUAGAAGCGUACACAUCGAUUCUAACCUGCGGAACUGAAGCACUGGAGGAAUUCUAUGGCAGGAGAUUAAUAGUGGCUGAUCGAGACCUAGUGGAACAAGGGGCUGAUGAAAUUCUUCAAGGGUCUAAGAGCGCCAAUGUGGCUCUGCUGGUAGUGGGAGACCCCUUUGGGGCAACCACUCACACCGACCUGGCGCUGAGGGCUGAGGAGCAGGGCAUUGAGGUGAAAGUCGUGCACAAUGCCUCAAUUCUGAACGCUGUGGGAUGCUGCGGCUUGCAGCUCUACACUUUUGGUGAAACUGUAUCCAUCCCUUACUGGAUUGGCGGCUGGGAGCCCGACAGUUUUUACGAGAAAAUUUCUAAAAAUUAUAGCAAUAAACUGCAUACGCUGUGUUUAUUAGACAUCAAGGUGAAGGAACCCACUUUGGAGAGUCUGACGAAGAAGAAAAAAGAGUUUAUGCCCUCCCGUUUUAUGACGGUUAGUGAAGCCAGCCAGCAGCUUUUGAAGAUAAUGAAGAGACGAAAAGAAUCUGGCUGCCCAUUGGAAAUCGCCGAGGACAAUAUUUGCAUAGGCUUGGCCAGGGUCGGCUCGGACACCCAGAAAGUCACCGUCUGCUCUUUGAAGGAAAUGGCCGGAGUGGACUUAGGAGGGCCGCUGCAUUCCCUCAUUAUACCCGCUCCUGUUUUGCACCCUUUGGAGAGCGAAUAUUUGCAAAAAUUUAAACAUGUGCGCGAGAUAUACAAUUCAACUGCGCCCACAAGCGAAAAAAAUUCUGAAACUUCCACAUAGUAGACAAUAAGCAUUAAGAUUUGUACGAUUCCUAGCCAGGAUAGGAAUAGAAGCACUAACAUUUUUGUAAAUAAAACAACAAAAUCGAA